Teleopsis dalmanni is the source of this 3088-nucleotide messenger RNA. It is a transcript of the gene spel1, whose product is annotated as DNA mismatch repair protein spellchecker 1. Gene Ontology annotation, molecular function: ATP-dependent DNA damage sensor activity; mismatched DNA binding; ATP binding. The transcript has 9 exons. The record is from RefSeq and is a predicted model, not a curated record. Gene Ontology annotation, cellular component: nucleus; MutSalpha complex. Bases 147 to 2900 code for a protein of 917 amino acids. Lineage: Eukaryota; Metazoa; Arthropoda; Insecta; Diptera; Diopsidae. Gene Ontology annotation, biological process: mitotic recombination; mismatch repair.
UUUAGUGACCACUCACAAUAGAUACGAGCAUUGUGAAAUUAUCAUACCAACUGUCAAAGAACGCGCAAUUGUUUUAUGCUUGGGUUUGUUUAAAUUUUUUUAAUAAUACAGAGUUUAGCAAGUGUGUUGAAUUGAAUUAUAUUAAAAUGGAAGGCGCACGCACUAACACUGGUGAACCGCGUCUUAAUUUAGACACAAACGCCCAACGAAAUUUUAUUAAAUUUAUGAUAAAACUAGGAGAAAAAACAAACACUACCGUUCGGUUUUUCGACCGCACAGAUUGUUAUACAGUACACGGCACUGAUGACUGUGACCGUAUAUCAAAAAUUGUUUACAAGUCAAAUGCUUACAUCCGUCAAAUGCUACCAAAUGAACAAAUUGCUCUAUCAUACGUCGCGAUUUCCAAAAAUAAUUUUGAAUUAGCCGUGCGAGAAUUGCUGCUGGUGCGAAAUUUUCGUGUUGAAGUAUAUGUAAGAGAAUCUUCAGAGAGUGAUUGGAAACUGGAAUAUCGCGGCUCACCUGGUAAUCUUCUGCAAUUCGAAGAUAUACUUUUCAGUAAUAAGGAGAUAUUGGUUGGUAAUUCCAUACUCUCGCUGCAUAUGCGUUUAGAUGGUACACAACGUAAACUUGGUUUGGCUGCAGUUCAACAAAAUGACUGCUUGAUUCAGGUCUUGGAAUUUGUUGAUGAUGAUUUCUAUACUGAAUUGGAAGCAGCAAUAGUACUUUUGGGCCCUAAAGAGUGUUUGUUGCCUACAGUAGAUAAUGAUUAUGCAGCUAUUAAAAUAUUGCUUGAACGUAAUGGUGUUAUGGUCACUGUUGUCAAAAAAUCCUCUGCAAACACACAUAAAAGCGAUCUUACACAAGAUUUAAAUAAAUUGUUGCGUUUUGCAAAAGGUCAGCAAGAAGAUGUAAGCACGUUUCCAGAAAUGGAGCUGAAAAUUGCAAUGGAAGCACUACAUGCAGCUGUAAUUUAUUUGGAUUUACCAAAUGACGCCGCUAACCUAGGACAUUUUGAAAUGAAACAGUUGCUUCUUAAUAGAUUUGUACAUCUCGAUUCUGCUGCUUUAAGUGCUUUAAAUAUUUUACCUAAACCGGGCACACAAGUAAACAGCUCUGUCUACCGCUGUCAAAGUAUUUUAGGAGUACUCGACUUGUGUUGCACGCCGCAAGGACAUCGCCUAAUGGCGCAGUGGGUUAAGCAGCCACUGCGUAGUCGUGAAGUAUUAAAUGAUCGUCACAACAUAGUUGAAUGUUUACUUGAAGCAGAAACUGUACUCAAGAGUUUAUAUGACGAUUAUAUGAAACGUAUACCAGAUAUACUUAUGCUUACAAAGAAAUUAAUGCGUAAACGUGCAACAUUACAAGAUCUUUUUCGUAUCUACCAGGUACUUUUACGCUCGCCUAAGAUAAUAAAUGCACUUUUGAGUCUCGAAAAUGCAACUGUUACAAGUGUGCUGUGUGCACAAUUUCAAAGUUGUUUAAAGGAUUUAUCUGGUCUAAAACAAAUGGUUGAGAGUGUAAUGGAUUUCUCUUCUCUAGAUUCCGGCGAAUACUUAGUUAAGGCUUCAUUUGAUGCCCAAUUAGAAGGUAUGAAAGACAACAUGGAUCGUUUAUUGAGUAAAAUGGAACGUUUACAGACUAAAGCUAGUGAAGACUUAAAUAUGGAACGUGGACAAACAGUGCGUUUGGUGAACAUUGGCCAUUUGGGUUUUCAUUUUAGAAUCACAUUAAAGGAUGAUUCCAUAUUGCGUAAAAAUAAAAACUACAAAGUUUUAGAUGUUGUUAAAAGUGGCGUACGGUUCACAACCGACAAAUUAACAGAAUACAGUGAAGAGUAUAACAACAUACGGAAACAAUAUGAAGACCAACAAAAAUCAAUUGUGGAAGAAAUUAUACAGAUCGCUAUUGGUUAUGCGGCACCGUUAACCUUACUGAAUAGUGAGUUAGCGCAACUUGAUUGCUUAAUUAGCUUUGCUAUGGCUGCACAAUCAGCACCUAUACCCUAUGUUCGUCCUAAAAUGCUUGAAGAAGGCUCUGGUAUUCUGGUAUUAAAAGAUGUUAGACAUCCAUGUCUUGAAUUGCAAGAAGGUGUUACAUUCAUAAGUAAUAGCAUUGAAUUUAAUAAAGAUAUUUGCAAUAUGUUUAUAAUAACUGGGCCAAAUAUGGGUGGAAAAAGUACAUAUAUACGUUCGAUUGGCACAGCUGUGUUAAUGGCACAAAUUGGUGCUUUCGUUCCUUGUAGUGAAGCAACAAUUUCGAUGGUCGAUUCAAUUUUGGGACGUGUUGGCGCCAGUGAUAACAUAAUCAAAGGUUUGAGUACAUUUAUGGUGGAGAUGAUAGAAAUGUCUGGUAUCAUUCGAACUGCUACAGAAAAAUCAUUAGUGAUUAUUGAUGAACUAGGACGCGGAACAUCAACUUAUGAAGGUUGUGGUAUAGCAUGGUCAAUUGCUGAACAUCUGGCAAAGGAAACAAAGUGCUUCACAUUGUUUGCUACACAUUUUCAUGAAAUAACAGAUUUAGCAAAAACUGUGAAAACCGUACAAAACUGUCAUGUAGCUGCUGUAGCAGAUCAAGAUACUUUUACCUUAUUGCAUCAGGUGCGUCCUGGACCAAUGGAGAAAAGCUUUGGUAUACAAAUAGCACGACUCGCUGAUUUUCCUGAUGCUGUUGUAAAUAAUGCAGAAGAAGUGUACGGCCAAUUCGAAGAUAUACAUGUCGAAAAGAAAACUAAAGAAGAAAAAGCGGUUUUAGAUGAAAUAAAUAGCGCUUUGGAAGAGUUUUCGAACGUUGGGAAUGAUGCUAACAUAAACGAAAGUGACUUAACAAAAUUAGUUGAACAGUUUACCCGAGACAUCAAGGAAUUAGUAAAUAAGGCAGGUUUAGUCGGCGGCAAAGAUUAAAAUGAAGUUCCUCUGAAUUGAUCCAUAUUUGCCAUAAUAUUAAAAUUAUAUAAAAAUUAAGUUUAUUCCCGAAGCUGCACAGUGUUUUCGAAAUAUUCCACAAAUAUUUUAUCAUUGUUAUCUAUAUGAAAUAAUCAAUCAAAAUCUAAAACAAUCCAUUUAAGUGACAUAUACAUAAAUAUAGAUAU